GUGAAGUUCCACCCUCCCAGUCUGGUUCAUGCUGGACUUGUCUCAGAGGUGUCACAGAGUCCAGAGUCUCUGACGGCAGGACCUGCAGAACUUGCUCAGACAUGGCCAACUGUUCAGGAUGUGGACCAGGCUACCGCAGCCCACUGGAUGCCAUGAAGGGUCCUCGGGAGGAGAUCGUUUACCUGCCCUGCAUCUACCGCAACACCGGCACCCUCAAACCUGACUACCUCGCCACUGUCGACGUCAACCCGAAAUCCUCCACCUACUGCCAGGUCAUCCAUCGUCUGCCGAUGCCGAACCUCCGUGAUGAGUUGCAUCACUCCGGCUGGAACGCCUGCAGCAGCUGCUUUGGCGACGCCUCCAAGAAAAGGAACCGUCUGAUUCUACCAGCACUCAUCUCCUCCAGAAUCUACGUGGUCGAUGUCGGGACAAAUCCCAGAGCGCCACAGCUCCAUAAGAUAGUUGAGCCCAUCGAUCUGUACUGGAAGUGUGGCCUGGCGAACCCUCACACCUCCCACUGCCUGGGCAAUGGACAGAUCAUGAUCAGCUGUCUGGGAGACCCGUCUGGCAAUGGCAAAGGUGGUUUUGUCCUGCUGGACGGACAGACGUUCGAGGUGGUCGGUAACUGGGAGCACCCAGGUGAAGCGGCGCCCUUUGGAUACGACUUCUGGUACCAACCUCGACACAAUGUGAUGAUCAGCACUGAAUGGGGUGCACCCAAAGCUCUGGCUGAUGGUUUUAAUCCAGUCCAUGUCAAAGAAGGUCACUAUGGGAGCUCCCUUCAUGUUUGGGACUGGACCACCCACAGGAAGCUGCAGACCAUUGAUUUGGGUGAGGAGGGUGCUAUUCCUCUGGAGGUCCGAUUCCUCCAUGACCCCAGCGCCACUGAAGGCUACGUGGGAUGUGCUCUGGGAGGAACGAUCUUCAGAUUCUACAAAACACCCAAAGGCGACUGGGCUGCAGAGAAGGUGAUCAAUGUUCCCAAUAAGAAGGUGGAGGGAUGGGCUCUGCCGGAGAUGCCUGGUCUGAUCACAGACAUCCUGAUCUCAUUGGAUGAUCGUUUUCUUUACUUCAGUAACUGGCUGCACGGUGACAUCAGACAGUAUGACAUCACAGACAGGAGGAAGCCACGAUUGGUUGGUCAGGUGUUUCUGGGAGGAAGUAUCAUCAGUGACGGUCCAGUCAAAGUUCUGGAAGACCCUGAGAACCAGCCGCAGCCCCACCCACGCAUCAUCCAGGGGAAGCGUCUCCCUGCGAGUCCUCAGAUGUUACAACUGAGUUUGGACGGUCGGAGACUUUAUGUGUCGACGUCUCUGUACAGCGCCUGGGACAAACAGUUCUACCCCGACGUGGUCAGAGAGGGCUCGGUCAUGAUGCAGAUCGAUGUGGACUCUGUUAACGGAGGUCUCUCGCUCAACGAAAACUUCCUGGUGGAUUUCGGGAAAGAACCCGACGGUCCGGUUCUCGCCCAUGAGAUCAGAUACCCCGGGGGAGACUGUACGUCUGACAUCUGGCUGUAAAACAUCCAGACUCACAGGCUUUCGCUCCAGAACUUCAUCUUUUCAUGUAGUGAUUUCAUGCUUAGACUUUCAGCAACGUAACACAACAUUAAUAUCAGAUCAGUGAUCACACCUUUCAGUGCGAAGUACUUUACAGAGUUCAUAAUGUGUCACAAAUGGAAAAACAAGAAAAUAUGUGAACAAAACAUGUAGACAAGUUGAUUUGAGCUGUCAGAUUUGAUUUGUGAACUGAGGCUUCACUGAAGGAUACUUUGGUUUAAAAAGUUAAAAGGGUUAAAAGUCCCGCAUCCAAAAUGUUUCAUGAGGAAAGGUAGAAAAGUAUCACAUCAGAAUAUAUUUAAAGUACCAAAAGUAAAAGUUCUGAUUAUGCAAAGCGCUGCAUUUCAUUGGAUGAUCAUUUUUGAUGCGUUAAUUUGUUCAGGACUUUAAUGUAACCCUUAACCACGGCUGUAAUGCAGUAAAAAGUACUAGCUUUGCUUCCAAGUGUAGUGGAGUACAAGGUGAAGUAGCAUAACAUCUAAAUACUCAAGUAAAGUACCAGAAGGUUGUACCUCAGUGCAGUACUUGAGUAAAUGUUCACGCUUUAGUCUUCAGGUAACAACCAACCAAUCAGCUGUCAGCCUGGCAAGCAGGUGCUCCCUGUUCUCUGCCUUUUCAAACCCAUCUGUCUGCCCGUCUCCUGCAGCGCCACCUGCUGGCCGUACUAUAAACGCUUGAAAUAAAGUUCCAUUUGAUCAGUCG
Molecule: messenger RNA, 2261 nt
Organism: Scatophagus argus
Lineage: Eukaryota; Metazoa; Chordata; Actinopteri; Scatophagidae
Gene: selenbp1
Product: selenium binding protein 1
Exons: 12
Coding region: 102-1520 (472 amino acids)
Molecular function (GO): selenium binding; protein binding
Source: RefSeq, a predicted model, not a curated record